Molecule: messenger RNA, 2331 nt
Organism: Acanthamoeba castellanii str. Neff
Lineage: Eukaryota; Discosea; Longamoebia; Acanthamoebidae
Exons: 15
Coding region: 1-2331 (776 amino acids)
Cellular component (GO): plasma membrane
Molecular function (GO): volume-sensitive chloride channel activity; intracellularly calcium-gated chloride channel activity
Source: RefSeq, a predicted model, not a curated record
AUGGCGCACCAUGUGGCUUCCUUGGCCUUCCUGUUCGCCGUUCUCAUUACGGGGUUCGGGGCGGGGGUUGAGGGCUCCACGUUCACCCACGAGUUCGACGCCGACGGCAUCGUGUCGUUCCUGCACGGCCUGCCCCACUUCGACCUUACGCUCCACAAAGCGGACAACCGCUUCGACCCCAAGUCCUGGUCCUACGACCAGACCAUGAUCUGGUUUGUGGUGCCUGGUGCGGUCGUGGUCGCGUUGACGCUGCUGCUGGCCAUUCUGCUGGCCGUCCGCAAAUGCGUGCGCUCUUGCUGCGCUUCGCGGAGGGAGCAUGAAGACAGCGACGACUUUGACUCCUUCCCGACGCCCGAGUAUCGCGGCGGCCCUGUGAGGCGCCACCGGCGAACCCCGACGUGGGUGCGAUGCGUGCACGCGCUCACCUUCCUCCUCAUGCUGGCCGCAAUUGGCGUGGUGGUUGUGACGUGGCUGGCCUCCUACGACUUCUUCACCUACGUGGACGAGUCAUUCGAACCGGUCGACGACACCAACAAAUACGUCGAGAGCGCCUUUGAUAACGUGGAAACGCUUUUGAACAUGAGCCGCGCGGGGCUGCACGGGGUCGGCCAGCUUAACGAGACAUUCACCGCGAUCAGAAACGAUGUUCUGACGCUCAGCGUCUCGGCAGACCAGCUCGCAGGCUCCCUGAACCAACUGCCCAACCUACCGAGCUUCCGAUCAGCGUUGGAGUCGUGGGCUCAGCGACAGGUUCUGGACCUGCCCGCCGCGCUGCCGCCCAUCUACUCGGACCUGGCGGCAAUGAACGCCUCGCUCACCAGCUUGCCCGACACCACCUCGGUUGCAGCGGCGUUGGUCAAUAUCAACGCCAGCGUUGCGCUCGGCCAGUUCGUGGACAUCUCACAAUUUUCCCUGCUCGUCUCGCUGACCUCGACCAUCAACCAACUCCACGCUCCGCUUCUGAACACGACCGAGGCCCUUUACGGCGACCUCAAGACGGUGGAAGAGCAGAUGAGGCAGUCGCUGCUACCUACCGAGACGUCGCUCGUGCAGGCUGUGAUGGCCGGCGGCGCCAAUCCCCCCUACCCUGACGACGUCACAUCACUCGCACAACAGAUCCAACAAGCCUACAUUUCAAAGGGCGACGCCAUCAACGCGCUGCCGUCUGUGCAGCAGCUGGUGCAGAAACUGAUUCAAUACAACACCACCGCGAGCCUACCUGCCGCCGUCAACCGCGACACCUUGCUGAUGAAGGCCAGCUACGAGCUGCAUCUGCCGAUCUCGUUCGAGAUGGGCACCAUCGUCCAGUUCCUGGCGAUGCUCGACUCCUUCGACCCCUCGGCCGCCGCCGGCUUCCUCCGCAGCGACGUCGCGCCGGCGCUCGCCAGAGUGCUGGACUACCUGGUGGUCCCGCCCGGCUAUCAGGAGGUCUACGAGAACUGGGCCAGGCAGACCAACGACCUGUCGGGCCAGAUGGACUCCUACCACACCAUCCAGAACGAGAUCAACGACUACCUGCCCACCAUCGAAAGCGUGGUGGACAAGGUCGAGCUGGGCCGGUUCAUCUACUUCAACGUCACCUGCGCCUGGAUGCUCCUGGCCUGUCUGCUCUCCCUGCUCGCCAUCUGCAAGCCGCGGCUGCAAACCUGGCUGAUGGUGAUGUUGUACGUCGCGCUGUUCUUCGCUGGUCUGGAGAUGGUGGUCUACCUCCCGCCGUCGGUCUUUACCUCCGAUCUCUGCGCCGCUCCUGACAACUUCACGAUGUCCCUGGUGCCCUCCGACAACGCCGAUCUGGCCGAAUACGUGACCUACUACGUCUACUGCACCAACCAAUCCGCCGCCGCCAACCCCUUGCUUCCCUACACUCACGAGCCGUGCGUGAACAACCUCACGGAACAGCUCAACUACAGUCGACACGAGAUCGGCCACCUCGAGCAGCUCUCCAACUGCAGCACACUCCACCCGCUCUACCAACAAAUGAAGGUCAACGUCUGCCAACACCUCACACCGGCCGCCUUCUUGGUGUUCGCCGGACGAGGGGUGCUGGUGGUGGUCAUGCUGGUCGUGUUCCUCCUGUCGCUCUGCACGCUGGGCCACCAGAAGCGGCUGCCCAACGACGACGCCACCUUCCCGAUGACCCGCACCACCCGGCGCCCCGUCUUCCUCACCGACAGCGACAGAAGCGCGUCGCGGCCACUCCUGCGGGCCAUGACCGAGGACUACCUGGCGCUGCCCUCUGAGGACCGACAACUUCGACGAAGUCGCGACAUGAUCGAAGCCGCACCCUCGGCGCCACCCGUCAGCGAGCUGAAGAUGUCCGUCAACUACUAG